CACUUGCAAAGAUUAGCAUAUUCUGUUUACAUUAAUACUAAUCCAUUCACACUAUAAAUUGUCUAUUGUAUGAUGAGUCUGUCAUUAUUAGCCGGGUAUGGCUCAUCAUCGUCUGAAUCAGAGUCUGAGUGCGAGCUCGAAAACAAGUCCAGACAGCAGGGGCAAAAAAAUAGCGGCAACAGCGAUUCUGCCACAGCAACAGACAUAUCCCACGUGGAGCAGAAACCCGCAAGCCAAAAGCCGCCUCAAAGAGGUCUUGGUAUGAUGCUCAGCAGCAUUCUGCCGCCGCCCAAAUUCAGUUCUGAGAAAAAGACAAUUCGAAUAAUGGUCGACCUCCCACAGUCAAAACUACCAGCAACCAGCACAGAGACAAAAGAGAACGCAAGCUUUGACCAAGAAACUGAUACUCCAGCUGACUCUGCCAAGUGGUCAUCGGGGAGCUUGUUUUCUGAGCUAUCGAGCUUGCUGCCAGCGCCAAAAAAUUCGAGCAAGGGCCCCGCAUUGUCAAGCCAGGCGGUAUCCAACAUGCCACUUUCAGCGCAUGCAGUCGGUGUCACACCAAAACCCGAAUUCACGCAGCAAAAACCACAGGCUCUCAUUCCACACUCGCUAUCCAAUCGCCGCAAAGGCAAAACAACGGCAAUUGCAGCACGGUCGUUUAAGGCACCGAUAAGCAGCGGCGCGGCGGUUGAGGCUGGACAUGAAGGCACCGGCGACACUUCUCGGAAGCAGCCUCAGAACCUGGUAGAGGAUGAGUCAUUCAGUGGGCCGUUUUUCACUAUCGAUGCUGACAGCCCGACAGAAGUCAGUAAUUUCAAGACAGAUAACGAUAUCAACGAGGGAUUGCCUUCCAACAACGCCAACCAGGCCAACCAGGCCGCACACACCGCACCCGAGCUUUACUACGAUCCAACUAGCGGGUACUACUACGACUAUGACAGCGGGCUAUACUAUUUUUACGAUGCGGCCAGCAAGACCUACAUCGAUACGAGGAGUAUUGCGCCCUCGGAUAAUCACGAACAUGGUGUGCACGGAUUGGAGCCUGGAAAUAAUGGCGAUCCAUCGAUUUCUGAUUCCAGUAUUGCUGAGCACGAUGUAGGGCAGAUGAUUGGGCGCAAGGGGCUGCGGCGCGGAGAGAUGCACGCCAUGUUCAAUAUGCCGGUCAAGCAUGUGUCUCAGUCAGCGCAACUCCAGGAUUCUGGGUACUCGGAUACCAGGGCGGCAGCCGAGUUUUCUGUUAAGCGCUCUGCUGAGCAAAAGCGGCGGCAGACACAGACUGUCAUUGACAGCAGCGAGGUGGACAAGAAGAAGAAGCAGAAGCACAAUAUCAUGUUCCUGGCGCUCCAGGCGCAGGAGCAGGAGUCCAAGCUUAAAGAGGCCCAUGCUAGCCGGCAGAGAUCCAAGAAGGCGGCACGAGCCAAGUACGGUGAGUUCAAUAGCUGUAUUGUUAUUGCUGUCGGAAUCAAAUGCCAUUGGCGGCAUUUUCCGACGAAAUUUCUUGCAUUUCGUGUUUACUCGCAAAAAGAGCUCGCGUGUAUAGUGUUGUAUGCUUGCCAUUCUUUUAAUCGCAAACCGUAUCAGCACACACUCAUUUACGCAUUCACAUUUACUUAUUCAUCGCACAAAACAUUUGACCGCGCAUGAUUUGUGACGAAUAUGUUUUUUUGAUGCAUCCUGUAGGGUAUUGAGCGAGAUAACGACAGAGAGAGGGGGAUCCCGGAAGUUUUUUAUUUGCAGAAUGCAAGUCGAAAAUCUUAAGGCCUUAUGUCAUUAUAAUUGUCGCUAAUAAAUUGGGUGAAUAGGCCAAAUAGAGAAAGCAAGUGUAUAACGCAAAGUCGCGCUGUUGGAUUCCGGUGCAAUGAAGUUGAAAAUGAAAGUGAAAUGGUAUACUAUAUGUUGCAUGUUGAUCGUGCAUCUUUUUGCGUUUCCG
Messenger RNA from Kickxella alabastrina, 1930 nucleotides. RefSeq lists its product as uncharacterized. The record is from RefSeq and is a predicted model, not a curated record. Gene Ontology annotation, cellular component: nucleus. The transcript has a single exon. The coding region runs from base 70 to 1644 and encodes 524 amino acids. NCBI's taxonomy places the organism in Eukaryota, Fungi, Kickxellomycota, Kickxellomycetes, Kickxellales, Kickxellaceae.